AUGGCCAAUGGAGAAGUGCCUUCCUCCAACGGCUACAUGCAAGCGGCCGCCGCUCCUCCCGCUCCUCCCGCUCCCCGACCCAAGCUCGCCUCUUCCACCCCCUCCCCAUCGGCUAAAGCGCAGCUGUCUUCCGCGAAGCCGCAACCCGCUUCCGCCAAAGCGCAGCCUGCUUCCGCCAAGGCGCAGCCUGCUUCCGCCAAGGCGCAGCCUGCUUCCGCCAAAGCGCAACCUGCUUCCGCCAAAACGCAGCCUGCAUCGAGCAAGGCGCAAGCUACCCCCGCCGCCAUCUCAGCCGCUGUUGCCGCCGCUGCCGCCGCUUGCACCAGUGCCAGCGCCGCUGCAGCGUCGCCGGAAGCCGCAAGCGCACCACCCGCGCCGUCCGCCGCCGCUUUCUCUGAGGCACCUCGAGACUCGCCUUCUGUCGCCCCCUUUCCCGAAGCGCCUCAAAGGUCGCCGUCAGCAGCAGCCGCUGCUGCUGCAACGGCGACACCGACGCGGGCGGCAACGUCAUCGCCGCCGCCGCCGCUGCCGCCGCCGCUGGCGCUUCCCGCGCCGUCUCCUCCGCCGCUGCAUGUGCAGCUUCAGCUGCUGCACUUCCCGUACUUGUCGGAAGCAUGGACGGCUGAGGAGCAACGGCUGCUGGAUCAAGGGCUCGCAAGGUUCCCCGCGGAUCAGUUCCCCCCCGCCCAGCGCUACCUCAAGAUCGCGGCGACCCUGCCGGAGAAGACCGCCCGGGACGUGGCUCUGCGCUGCAAAUGGCUGCAGAGGAAGGAGGCGGGCAAGAGGCGGAGGGCGGAGGAAAUCACAGCAGCCAAGAAGCCCAAGGACAAAAAG
Messenger RNA from Closterium sp. Yama58-4, 834 nucleotides. The record is from the annotation of a GenBank genome assembly. NCBI's taxonomy places the organism in Eukaryota, Viridiplantae, Streptophyta, Zygnematophyceae, Desmidiales, Closteriaceae.